CGUUCGGGUUGUUACUAUGGACGCAGAGCUGGAGUUCGCCAUCCAGCCAAACACUACAGGCAAACAGCUGUUUGACCAGGUGGUUAAAACCAUAGGUUUGCGAGAAGUGUGGUACUUUGGUCUUCAGUAUGUGGACAACAAAGGAUUCCAGACUUGGCUGAAGCUUGACAAAAAGGUUUCUGCUCAAGAAAUCAGAAAGGAGAAUCCCCUCCAGUUCAAAUUCCGUGCCAAGUUCUUCCCAGAGGAUGUGUCUGAAGAGCUGAUCCAGGACAUUACGCAGAAGCUCUUCUUCCUUCAGGUGAAGGAAGGGAUCCUUAGCGAUGAGAUCUACUGUCCUCCUGAAACAGCAGUGCUUCUGGGCUCCUAUGCUGUGCAGGCCAAAUAUGGAGAUUAUAACAAAGACGUGCACAAGCCUGGAUACCUCAAUUCGGAGCGCCUGAUCCCCCAAAGGGUGAUGGAUCAGCAUAAGCUCUCCAGAGAGCAGUGGGAAGAACGGAUCCAGGUGUGGCAUGCUGAACACAGUGGGAUGCUCAAAGAGAAUGCCAUGCUGGAAUACCUGAAGAUUGCUCAAGACCUGGAGAUGUAUGGAAUCAACUACUUUGAAAUCAAAAAUAAGAAGGGAACUGACCUUUGGCUGGGGGUGGAUGCCUUGGGGCUCAACAUCUAUGAAAAGGAUGAUAAACUGACUCCAAAGAUUGGGUUUCCCUGGAGUGAAAUCAGAAACAUCUCUUUCAAUGACAAGAAGUUUGUUAUAAAGCCUAUUGACAAGAAGGCACCGGACUUCGUGUUUUAUGCCCCUCGUCUGCGAAUUAACAAGAGGAUCCUGCAGCUCUGCAUGGGCAACCAUGAGCUGUAUAUGCGGCGCAGGAAGCCCGACACCAUUGAGGUACAGCAGAUGAAAGCCCAGGCACGGGAGGAGAAGCACCAGAAACAACUGGAAAGGCAACAACUAGAAAAUGAAAAGAAGAAGCGGGAGACAAUUGAGAGGGAGAAAGAGCAAAUGCUGAGGGAGAAGGAGGAGCUGCUGGUGAGGCUACAAGAGUAUGAGGUGAAGACUCAGAAAGCAGAGAAAGAGCUCUCGGAUCAGAUCCAAAGAGCUAUUCAGCUGGAGGAGGAAAGGAGACGAGCUCAGGAGGAAGCAGAACGUUUGGAAGCUGAUCGUUUGGCUGCUCUGCAGGCCAAAGAAGAGCUGGAGAGGCAAACUAUGGACCAGAUAAAGAGCCAGGAACAACUGGCUACGGAACUUGCAGAGUACACAGCCAAGAUUGCACUCCUUGAAGAGGCGCGGAGGCGCAAAGAGAGCGAGGUUGAAGAGUGGCAGAUCAGAGCCAAGGAAGCCCAGGAGGAUCUGGUAAAGACAAAGGAGGAGCUACACCUGGUAAUGACUGCUCCGCCUCCACCCCCACCUCCUGUCUACGAGCCGGUGAACUACCAUGUCCAGGACAACCUGCACGAGGAGGGAUCCGAGUACUCGGCCUACAGCGCCGAGUUCUCCAGUGAGGGCAUCAGGAACGACCGCAAUGAGGAGAAGCGUGUCACUGAAGCGGAGAAGAACGAGCGCGUGCAGAGGCAGCUGAGGGCACUGACAGACGAGCUGGCCCAGGCUAGGGAUGAAAAUAAGAGGACCCACAAUGACAUUAUCCACUCGGAGAACAUGCGACAGGGGCGGGACAAGUACAAGACGCUGCGGCAGAUCCGGCAGGGCAACACCAAGCAGAGAAUUGACGAGUUUGAGGCGAUGUAACGAUGCUUGUGACAAGAAGGCAGGACUGGGGGAAAGGCAGAUCUUCAUGCUGUG
Messenger RNA from Merops nubicus (carmine bee-eater), 1798 nucleotides. RefSeq names its product ezrin (gene EZR). The transcript has 12 exons. The coding region runs from base 17 to 1744 and encodes 575 amino acids. Lineage: Eukaryota; Metazoa; Chordata; Aves; Coraciiformes; Meropidae. Gene Ontology annotation, cellular component: filopodium; cytoskeleton; adherens junction. Gene Ontology annotation, molecular function: cell adhesion molecule binding; actin binding. Gene Ontology annotation, biological process: regulation of cell shape; positive regulation of protein localization to early endosome; regulation of organelle assembly. The record is from RefSeq and is a predicted model, not a curated record.